This is a messenger RNA of Leucoraja erinaceus (little skate), 4922 nucleotides long. Its product is annotated as transmembrane protein 200A-like. Lineage: Eukaryota; Metazoa; Chordata; Chondrichthyes; Rajiformes; Rajidae. The transcript is spliced from 2 exons. The record is from RefSeq and is a predicted model, not a curated record. Bases 914 to 2479 code for a protein of 521 amino acids.
AUUUGAAGAUGACUCACAACGAUUUGACAGCAGAGACAUGCAUAGAGUGUCGACUCCGCUGGGAACCUCAUACCAUGCUUCAUAAUAAAAGUUUGAAAAUUGUGGCAAUGACAUCAAUGGAAUAAACAUAUAAAGAAAAUUAUUUAAUAUAUUUAAAUUAUUUAAUAUCAUUUUAUUGAAUUCGUUUUUUUAAUGCAACGAGAAGGUUAUGAGCUGAGCAUAUUCCCGUCUCCAGCAUGGCAAGGAAGCAAAUACAAAUCGCAUGGCAGCAGCUAUUCUUGUACAGUUUGGCUUCAUAAAAUCCAAGGGUGAGUAUAUGAUACAUUACAAAAAUAAUUAGUCUAAACAAAGUUAUAUUUCGGUAAGAAAGUGUAUCAGAUAGGACAUUGAGAUUCUUAACAAGUUUUCUCCCUUUUAACAAAACAAAUGUAAAUUACACAAUGGGGAUUUUGUUAUUUCAGAGUUUAAAAGGCUGCAGGAACGCAGAAUGGUAGUAGGGAUAAUAUCUACCGGACUCGGGUGUUUAUUUUUGUUUCAUCAAAUCGACAAAAAAUUAUUGGACCCUUUUCCAACAAUAUGUUAUAACGCAUGCUUUUUUUUUUUAAUAAAUGCUGCGUCCGGCGUCUACUGUACACCUGGUGUAAUAUCAGAAAGCAGACGGUGCAAACCAGGAGAUAGACGAGGCUGAGCUUCUCUGGGAACAUGUUGAGAGUGAGGGAAGGGAGAGGAGAGUUUGAAGCAACGCCGCCAUCCUGCAGCAGCUGGGAGUGAGCCCGGGCGGUAUCCUAGCAACAGCGGAGUCAGGGCGGGCAGCCGCCGCCGGCCGGACAGCCAGCCCUCCCCAUCAAACGUAAACACGGGGCUCGUCGGCCAGGAUAGAAAACAAAUGAUAUAGCUGUUAAGUGGAUUUAUCAUGAUAGCAACAGGAGGGCUUCUUCGAAUUGCAGCCAGGAGACAGGAUUCCUCUCGAUCCUCUAAUCGUAUUAAUAAAAGAAAAAAGAAGGUAAAAAAGAAAUGCAAAAAUGAUGUGGUGGUGGUCAAAGGCAAAUUAAAGCUGUUUUCUGUUUCGGGAUUAAUUGCUGCAUUUGGGAUCCUGGUUCUGUUGGUUGGGAUUGCAAUGGCAAUGAUGGGCUACUGGCCAAUGGACAGUGACAUUUUUAAGACGAUCACAAUACAAUCUUACAAUACUACUAACAGCACAAAGUUGGAGGCGACAACAUUGGAGGUUAUUUCUAAAUUUUUAGCAAGCUACUUGCAUUCUGAAAAACUGAAGGUUUUAGGACCCCUAAUAAUGGGAAUUGGAAUAUUUUUGUUUAUCUGUGCCAACGCAGUUCUUCAUGAAAACAGAGAUAAGAAGACUAAGGUCAUUAAUCUACGAGACAUCUAUUCUACAGUUAUAGAUGCACACAAUUUGAGGACAAAGGAUUCUGGCCCAUUUAAUGGUUUUGUCAACUAUGUGCAGACCAAAAGCAUGGAUAAUCUCAAGUCUCCUGAUUCCUUUUGUGCAGCAAUGCUAGCCAAAAGUACCUGGCAGACACCCAGUGGCAAUACCGCAAAGGCAACGGAUCCAAAAGAAAAUGCAGUUAAAAAGCACUGCGAUUCUGGAAUAAACUUGCAGCAACAAAUCUCCAAAGAAAGAAAGACAUUAUCAGAUACUGUGUACAGUAUUUGCAGAGACAGAAUCGGGAUGAAUGACAGGACCCAAAUGCCUAAAAUGUGUGGCACAAAGUCAAUUGUCCCUUCCUCCAUUAAUGCAUUCACACUGCCUGUCAUCAAACUGAACAACUGUGUUUUAGAAGAGGGUUAUGCAAGAAGUGGAAAAAAUGGGAACAAAACACAACCUUCAGAAAAAUGUAAUGAAACAUUGCAAGAAUUUGAGAGCGAUGCCUCUGAACAGAUUGGAACAACCAAAUGCAUUUCGGCAGCUGUAAUCAUAAGCAGUGAUCACCUUGAAGGUAAUGUUCAGGACACAGAGACUUCGAAUACCUCAUGGUUAAAUAAUAACCAAUUAAUGUCUGACAAAAACUCUCACAAUUCCUCUUCCAAAGUGAGACGGGUUUCUCCUGCUCCCUUUCAGAGAGAAUUUGGAUCCAAUAUUUCCCUCCACAGUUUGCCAUCUCACCCUGAACUUCUGAAUCAUGAUGACUAUCCUUCUCCAUCCACGUUGCCGAGUGAAGAGAUACAUCCAAGUUGCGCAGAUUUAGAUUACGCCAAUAGUAAGGGCUACGCAAUAUUAGGUGAAAGCGGUUCUUUUACGUCUGCUCACUUACUACCAGAAGCCAUAAACCAAUCCAAUGAUUGUACAGAGUGUCCUAAUAAAGACAACACUGAAGAAAACAUAAAAUCAAGUCAUGAACCAAGUGUGGACAAACCUCAGCAAUGUGUGCAAAGAGAGUACACAAAGAAAGAGAAAUUGCUCAUGAUUUCUGGUUCACAUUGUACCCUAAAAAUAAACAACGAUGAAUUUGAUAAUAUUUAGUAAUAAUAUAUUCAUGAAUUGUUGGAUUCAGAUAUAGAAGAUACAAUGAAAUUGGUAGCAAAUGAAGUGAGAGAAUGUCACUUACAUGUAGUUAUUGAUUACUAUGAAUGUCAGUCAAGUUCCAAAGACUCAUAGUUUAUUGUUCUGGAGCUAACUAUCCAGUUUCUUUAGUUGCUUCCAAUUGUAAAUGCCUCAGCCAUUAGUUGGCAAUUUUUCAUCUCAGUUAAGCACAUCAUAGGAGUUUCAAUACAUUUAAUUAUUUGUAAACCGUUUAUGUACAUUGAAAAUUCUGCCAUACUUGGUUUAUGUAUUUACAGUUUUGAACCAUCAGGGUAAACAGAUUAACUUGUACUGAAUCAAUAUUCUGAUAUAUUAAAGGAUUUACAGAGACUCUUUGUACAAGCAUGUAAUGCACUAAACUCCGUAAAUGUUGUAUUGAAACUUCUUCAGUGUAUCAUUUCAAGGUUACAGCUAAGAAACAAUGCACUUUUGUAGUAAUUAAGAAAUCUAAUUAGCUAAUAGUUCUUAUUUCUGUAAACUUGAAUUCUGUACAAGGCCUUGUUUCAAGAUUCUUUAAAGCUGUAGCCUGUCAUUUGGAUCUCAGAAUUAUCUUUUUAUCAAUGGCACACUUUAAGCAGGUUAAUAAUUGUUUGUUUCAAAUAGUUAUCUGUUUUCAAUUGAAAAUGGGAUGGCUGGUCUUUUACAUAGAAGAGUGACAAUAUUGUAUAUCCUCACAUGUUAGUACUAAAAGGAUGAAAAGUGGGAAGCUACAGAACAUUGACAAGAGUUAAACCAGCUGCAGGGAAAAUAUUAUAAAAAACAUAAUUUAGAUGGUAACACACAUAUUAAGAUACCUUAGAGAGCUUGUUAAAGAGAAUGUUGUUGUAUUAAUAUAAUUGUAACUUAAAAAUAGAUGCUUCAAUAUAAAAGAUGUCCAGAGUGAUUUUUCAUAAAGAUUUGCUGAAAAUGUCUGACAAAAAAAAGAAUACAUUUGGUUGAUCGGAAUUCUAUAAAUUAAGAGCCUCGAGGACUAUUUACAGAGUGCAAAAGAAAGGGAGAAUAUCAGUAUCUCCCUUAGGCCCCCACUGCCCCCGUUGACACUGACCUCACUCACCGAGGAUGAUAUCAGAAGAUCCUUAAUGAAAGUGAACUCUCAAAAAGCCUCUGACCGCAUUCUUAAAGCCUACAUAGACCCACCGAUUGGCUGGAAUUUGUGCAGACAUCUUCAACCUCUCACUAGGAAGGUCUGUGGUCCUAUCUGCUUUAAAAGGCUUUAGAAUUAUCUGCUAUAAUACUGGUGCCCAAGAUGAGAAAGGUGACAUGCAUCUGUUGUGAUGAAGUGCUUUGAGAGAUUGGAUAUGACGCAUUUCAACUCCUGCCUUAGUAAGGACUUGGACCCAUUACAAUUCGCCUACCGCCACAAUAAAUCAAAGCAGGUUGUGACCUCACUGGCUCUCCACUCUGCUCUUAGCCACUUGGGCAAUAAGAACACGUGUCAGGCUCCUGUCAUAGACUACAACUCAGCAUUCAAUACCAACAGCCCCACUAAACUCCGGGAACGAGGUCUCUGCUUGUCCCUAUGCAAUUAGACCCUCAACUUCUUCAUCGGCAGACUUCAGUCAGUACAAAUUAGCAACAACACUUUCUCUUUGAUGGCCACCAGCAAAGGCACAUCUCAAGGCUGUGUGCUCGGUCCCCUGCUUUACUCACUCUACAUCCAUGAUUAGCCAGAUACAGCUCCAAUGCUAACUUUAAAUUUGCCAACAAUACAUUGCUAGACUAAAGAGCUGAUGCCAUAAACUAUUUUUACCAAAGGAUAUUUAUUAUCUCUUGGGAUACUUUUGCCAGUGAACAUGGUACAUUUUGGGGAUACUAUAAUUCAUUUAAGAUAUGGCUUGAGCAGGAGUUUUGUUUCUCAUUUCUCACAUAAUAGUUUUGUUUCUCAUUUAACAUCAUUGUUAGUCUAUUUAAGAAAGAUCUGCUUGAGUUUUCCUGUUUAAACUAGAGUUUUUGGAUAUUGUUCACUUAUUUUUUUCAAUGAGCUAAGUAAAUCUCCCUCAUUAUUUUAGCAUUUUUAAGUAAGUCCUUGGACAAAGACCAUGAAAAUGAUAAUACAAUUUACUGAUUUGAAUGAUGGAAGACUGCAUCUUCAUUAGUUAUCUUUUGUGUUCCAAAUGUUAAUACAAAGUGCAUAUCCUAUAUGUAAAAAGAUCAUUUUUGUAUUAAAAAGAAUGACAUUUCUAAACUUAAAGAUGCUCUUUUAAUGAGAACACUAAUAUUUCACAAUACCAUGCAUAUGUGUACACUUGGCUUUUCAAAGAUAACCAAACUGUGUCCAAUGAACAGGAACCACAGAGUGUUCUCAAUGACCAGUCUGCCCGAAAUGCACCAUAAUUAGAAUCCAUAAGGGGAAAUCUUUGUUUCUUUUCCAGAAAAACACAAA